Amoebophrya sp. A120 is the source of this 3664-nucleotide messenger RNA. Lineage: Eukaryota; Dinophyceae; Syndiniales; Amoebophryaceae. The record is from the annotation of a GenBank genome assembly.
AUGGCGCGGGCGGUGGGAACCUUGUUCGAGGGCGGGGGCGACCAGUUGUCGCUAAACUAUGGGGCGGAUGCUAUCAUUUGCAAAAACGUCCCCACAGCAGAAUCAAGAUGGGAAAUCUGCUAGACAAAUCAGCCAGCUUUGCUCGUUUGGCAUGACAAGUUUGUCCUCGUAGUGUGAUCCUGUUUAGGUAGUUCAGCAGCAGCACAGAUCUAGUAUAUCAUGCGGAUUAUAGCAUCAUAAAUCUCAAAACACGAGUAGAAAAUGCCUCUCAUGGCGCCCCGCAUGGCAAACUUUUUUGGCAAGCAGAUUUGCAUUACACCUCUGGGGUGGGGACGUUUUUGCGCAGGAUAGAUGCGCUGGAAAGCUUCUACCAGCGGCUCGACAAGCUCGGCGAAGGCACCUUCGGAACCGUGUACAAGGCACAAGAUUUGCAGACAAAGGAAUUCGUCGCGCUGAAACGUAUCUACAGCCUCGUGCUUUUUUACUUUUUUACAUUUCUUUUGCAUGCUUACGCAAGAGACACAGUUCCAGAGCUCUGAUGUGAUUCCCAGCACGAGUGUCAAUAUCUUCCACAACAACAUAAACAUUUUUUCUAUGAUGUUCGGGCAUCACGAAAGUUUAUUCUCCGACGGGUCGUAGCACAAACAGAAGCAGAACACCAUGCGUUCUUGAUGUCAGGUAUUGCAUUCUCGUCAGAAGAUGACGAGGGAAUCCCGUCCACAGCGCUGCGGGAGGUGUGUUUUCUGCACGAGGUUGCCAACCACGAGAACAUCAUCAAGCUCAAGGACGUGCAUUCCGACGUGAAAAGCAACGGGGGUUUUUUGCACUUGGUUUUUGAGUUCAUGGAUGCGGACCUGAGGCAGUUCAUGAAGAGUCAGUCGGCGCCGAAAAUGUGCGGGGAACCACUGAAACGAGUUGGGAAAAUGAUGCUCGACGGUAUCUAUUACAACCCGAGAAAAAAAAGUGAAAGCGAUAAGCAGGUGUUCGCGGCAUGAAAAUCAGUCACCCUCAAUGUCUGCACUUUUUAGAUUAUGUACUAGUAUGUUUUGCUACCCUGAUCGCUAACAAGAACAAAGCAAGAACAACCACUACAACGCAUAGGGCUGGCGCACCUCCACAAGCACCGCAUGUAUCAGAGAGGAAUUUCGUACGAGUUUUUCGCUACGGGACGCAUCGGGAAUCUAUCAACUGCUUCGAGUGAUAAUUCUCUUCAGCUCGUGAUAUCGACGGCGUCUUAAAGAUUAUCAUGCUAUGACUACGUUUAUUCCUUCCUUGUUACCCGCCGUCGCAGAUGUAGUCGAAGAGCUCCAACCAUGUACAUAUGCGGCGCCAAAAAUCUUGGUACCUGAAGAUGGGCGUCAAUUACGUCUCUCCUGAAUAAUAUGUCUAAGACUGUGCGAUAUUUCCUUUCCAUAGCCGCAUUCAUCGGGACAUCAAGCCGCAGAACGUCCUGAUCAGUUGGGACAUGCAGAACGUCAAGAUCGCCGAUUUCGGCCUUGCUCGCGCUUUUUCGGUACAGCGGCUUAGGAUCAUGCUGCUAUCAAGUGCGUGCUCUACUUGUUCCAAGCCGUUAUUUUGGUCUAUCAGUAAGUGAUGAGUCGCUGUCUUAUAAGAAAUCAAUUUGCACACGACCCAGGCGCCGGUCCGCAACUACACGCACGAGGUGGUGACGCUGUGGUACCGUGCACCCGAGAUUUUGCUUGGCGAAAAAAAGUACACGGUCAGCAUCGAUCUCUGGUCCUUCGGCUGCGUGUUUGGGGAGCUCGCCAACGACGGGGCACCGGUGUUCGUGGGGGACAGUGAGAUUGGCACGAUUUUCCAGAUUUUCCGUGUCAUCGGUACAGGAUACUUUUUCCGAUUUUUCAUUGCUACAUCCAUAGCUGCACGCGUAGUGUAUUACUAGCAUACCUACGAGGCUGUAUUGAGGUUCAUGGUGCAUGCUCCACUGUAGAAAUGUCGCCUUUGACGCGUCGUGGUCGUGGUCAUCCCUGAUCACGACGCAGAGCGAUGCAUGAGGUGGAACGUUCUGAACGAGCAGCAUUCAUUCUGAUGAAAGCCGAAGUUCUUCGAUUGAACCAUACAACUUUUACCGUGCCGCAGGUUCUCCAGCCUUUUGCGAGUGGACCGGUGUGACGCAGUUGCCCUAUUUCUCACCGGAGUAUCCAAAAUUCGUCGCGAAACCGGUGGAAGAAUGGCUUAGCGCGUAUGCAUGGCAGAUUCCUAUUCGGGUCAAGUACAGUGUGGUAUCGGGUCUAUUGAAGCUCUGCAUGCUGAGGACAUCAACUUUGUUUGUCUUGUGAGUCAUUUCGAUUGCUCCAUGGUUUAGUGUGGGGUGUGCUAGCGUUGGUAUCUUCUCAGGUACGCGCACUUGUCAUGCGCAAAAGAAAAUUGUUUCCUUAUUUCUGUUGCUUGGUAGAUUUAGAUUCGAAUCAAGAAUCGGUUACAACCCAGUAGUACUACAAUCAGCUUGACUCACGAUUUCACUUGCACAACGCGCGCCCGAAUACCCCUGCGGUCGCUCCUGAGGAUUUACCGCUGCUUUAUGAUCUCCUGCUAUUCAAGAAAAAAGAGGGUGUUAGAAGUUUGCGACAGUCCUACACUGACAGCGCCAGUGAAGAUACAGAGUGCGAGCAGAGUGAGCGCGUUGCGGUGCGAUUCGUGCAGAAGUCUCCUAUUGGACGUAGCGAGGUGCACUCAAGAUGAAAAUGGCAAUUGUCAAUAAGUAACAGUCCUCUGUGUGUUCAACCAACACAAACACAGACUAUACACUCCGCUUCUUUUAUUGGAUAACAGCAGCAAAUCUUUCAGUACAAUCCGCACAAGCGUCCAGCGAUGAGCGAGCUGCAGUCACAUGGUUACUUCCGCACGGUAACAACGAAUCUGACCAUAUCCGAAGCAAAAACGUCCCCACCCCAUAGUCAAGUUGGGAAUCUAGCAACACAAAUCUCCAAGUUUUGCGACCUGUGCAUGACAAGUUUGCCUCUGCGGUGUAGUGCUGGCUGGCAAGGGAAGCCGCAUGAGAAAGCCGUUUUCUCAUCCUGUUUACAGCAUUACAAAAUCCAAAACCUGAUUGGAAAUGCCCCUCAUGGAGCUGUGCAGCACAAAUUUUCCUGUCAUUGCACAUUUGCAUGACAACUCUGGGGUGGGGACGUUUUUCCUUACGAUAGACCAGUUCGCCGGGAAUGAGCAGCAGCAGCAACUCCUCGUCGCUAGCUAUUGAGAGGAAAAAUCCCCCCUCCCCAUAUCAAAACGGAAUUUCUGAUGCUGGAUUUGUGUACACAAAUCGGGUUUGUAUUGCGAGGAGGCACUGCGGCCAGAUCCCCAGGCUGGAUAGGGGCGUAUGGGUCUAGUUGUUCAGCAUGGCAAACGGCUUUCCUUUAGGCCCAACAGCAUGACAAAUCGCUUCCAUAAUGGGGCGGAAGCUUCUGCCCUUGUCCUCUUGCAAGACAAGCGUUAUUUGUGACUUCAAAUCAGCAACGCAAAUUUUCGGAAACGUGCCUGUUUGAUAUGGGGAGGGGGGAUUUUUCUCUUUGAUACUAGCGGCCGGCGCGGGGGGCGCCGGGAAUAGUGGGACGAUGAUGAUGCACCAGUGCGGUACGGGCUCUGUACCAGCACACAACUGAGGUUUGACAGACUCGGAUUUGUAGGAUGCUUUAUGUCAUGA